Messenger RNA from Cyanistes caeruleus (blue tit), 2901 nucleotides. It is a transcript of the gene DUS3L, whose product is annotated as dihydrouridine synthase 3 like. Gene Ontology annotation, molecular function: tRNA dihydrouridine synthase activity; metal ion binding; flavin adenine dinucleotide binding. NCBI's taxonomy places the organism in Eukaryota, Metazoa, Chordata, Aves, Passeriformes, Paridae. The record is from RefSeq and is a predicted model, not a curated record. Gene Ontology annotation, biological process: tRNA processing.
GGCAGCAUGGCAGCGGCGGCGGCGCCCGGCGUGGCGCCGGUUCGAGCCCGGUUCCUCACCUCCAAAGAGCAGUUCCACGCCUACCUGCGGGCAGGGGGCGAGGAGGAAGAGGAGGAGGAGGAAAAGGAGGAGAAGGAAGAGGAGCAGGUCAGCAGCGCCCAGAGUGAGCCCCCAGCCAAGAGAGUGAAGGCAGAGGAGCUCGGCCGGGAUGGGGAAAGCCAAGGGAAGGCUGGGGAGGAGGAGAAGGAGCGCCCGGAGAAGAAGAGAGCCCGGGGGCAGAACAAGAGCCGCCCGUGCAUGAAACCCAACUGCUACGAGCAGAGCAGGCUGUGCCCCUCGGUGACACAGGGCUGUGGUGGGCAGUGCCACUUUGGGCCACGCUGCCGCUUCCUCCACGACGUGUCCGAGUACCUGGCGGCGAAACCAGCAGACCUGGGCCAGCGCUGCGUCCUCUUCGACACCUUCGGCCGCUGUCCCUACGGUGUCACCUGUCGCUUUGGCCAGGCCCACCUUGGGGACGGCCACCAGAACCUGGUCAACACCGCCCUGGCCCAGCAGUGGGAAGGGAAGCUGCUGGUGAGGAACGGCCUCUCCAAGGAGCUCCAGCAGCAGCUGCGCAAGAGGAAAUUCACCUUCCAGAAGGCCGAGGAGUUUCUCCGUGGGCUCCACGGUGGGAAGGGAGGCAAAGCCACAGGGGGCUCCACAGAGGUGUCCAACUGCACUGCACCCCAGGAGGGCCUGGGAGACAGCCCUGUGCUGCAGGACCAGGGAGAAGAUCCCAAACCAGGAGAUCUGGAGGGCUCCCGAGGGGCUGAGGGUGCUCCUGAACCAGAGGCCCUGCAGGGCUCCCAAGGGGCUGAGGGUGCUCCUGAACCAGAGGCCCUACAGGGCUCCCAAGGGGCUGAGGGUGCUCCCUCCAUCCCAACCCUGGGCCCUCUGACAGAUGAAGACAUCACGAAGCUGCGGCCGUGUGAGAAGAAGAAGCUGGAAAUCCAAGGAAAGCUCUACCUGGCUCCACUGACCACGUGUGGAAACCUCCCUUUCCGCCGGAUCUGCAAACGUUUUGGAGCCGAUGUCACCUGUGGGGAGAUGGCUGUGUGCACCAACCUGCUCCAGGGCCAGUCCUCCGAGUGGGCUCUGCUCAAGCGCCACCACACCGAGGACAUCUUCGGGGUGCAGCUGGAGGGAGCCUUUCCAGACACCAUGACCAAGUGUGCAGAGCUCCUGAACAGGACAAUCGAUGUGGAUUUUGUGGACAUCAACGUCGGGUGUCCCAUUGACCUGGUCUACAAGAAGGGAGGAGGCUGUGCUCUGAUGACUCGCUCCAACAAGUUCGAGCAGAUCGUCCGCGGGAUGAACUCGGUGCUGGAUGUGCCACUGACGGUGAAGAUCCGGACUGGGGUACAGGAAAAGGUUAAUGUGGCUCACAAAAUCAUCCCCAGGAUCCGGGAGUGGGGAGCCUCCAUGGUCACGCUGCACGGGCGAUCCCGGGAGCAGAGGUACACCCGCAGCGCAGACUGGGGAUACAUCGCCGAGUGCGCCCGCAUCGCCAGCCCCAUGCCUCUCUUCGGAAACGGGGAUAUUUUGUCCUACGAAGAUGCAAACCGAGCCAUGCAGAUGGGAGUUUCUGGAAUCAUGAUUGCAAGAGGGGCACUCAUCAAACCCUGGCUUUUCACGGAAAUCAAGGAGCAGAGACACUGGGAUAUCUCCUCCAGCGAGAGAUUUGACAUCCUCAAGGACUUCACCAACUACGGCCUCGAGCACUGGGGGUCAGACACUCAGGGAGUGGAGAAAACCAGGAAAUUCCUGCUGGAAUGGCUCUCCUUCCUAUGCAGGUACAUUCCAGUUGGAUUAUUGGAGUAUCUACCUCAAAGAAUCAAUGAGAGACCGCCUUAUUACCUGGGGAGGGACUACCUGGAGACCCUCAUGGCCAGCCAAAAUGUGGAUGAUUGGAUCAAAAUCAGUGAGCUGCUCCUGGGCCCUGUCCCGCCCAGCUUCACCUUCCUGCCGAAACACAAGGCCAAUUCCUACAGGUAGGGCUGGCCAGGCCCUGUCCUGCAGCGUCGGGAGGGGCCGUGAGCGGGAGCAGGGCUCCUCGGCUGCGCUGGCACCUGGAAUAAAGCUGUUGUUUUUACAAACCGGUGAGUUUUUUGCCUUCCUGCCCCACAUGGGUCCUGGCAGAUAAACACCCCGUUAGUGAGGGGAUCUUUGCCUCCAGUUCACAGCCAGAGCUGCCCCACAUGGCUGAGAAAGAGCCCUCAGUUCCCACACCACGUCCUUGGGAUGACAAACCCCCAGGACGAGGAGCAGCAACGUCCCCACAAGCAAGGUGACACGGAGCUGAUGUUCAAGCUCCCAAAGAGAAGCUUCUCAAAGAAUCCUCAAGGCUCUGGGGACAGCCUGGAGGGUCUCAGCAGCAUCCCCACACCUGCGAGAUCCCAAUGGCACCAGCAGAGUGGGGAGAGUGGUGGUGACAUCCAUCAUAGCCACCUCCACAGGGACAUCCCCAGGCAACAACAGCUCCCCAGCCACGCUGCUGCCCCAAAACCAAGGGCCAGGGACGGGGCAGGGCUGGGGCACCGCGGGGAUCCCUGCACCGUCCCCAUCUCGCCCCACCGCAAGCCCCUGGACGAGCUGCUGCCUCGGUAGGUGUCAUGGCGGCCUCCUGUGCCUCGGUAGGUGUCAUGGCGGCCUCCUGUGCCUCGGUAGGUGUCAUGGCGCCCCCCGGUGCCUCGGUAGGUGUCAUGGCGGAGGCAGGAAGCGGAAGUCGUUGUUGUCACGUGACACACGCCCUGUUCCGCGUGUAACGCCCGGUAGUGGCGGGGGGGCACGGGGGGAACCGGGAGGAACUGGAGGCACCGGGAACCGGGCUGGUGUCCUGGGAGGGGCGCUGGGGACCCA